This is a messenger RNA of Ceraceosorus bombacis, 887 nucleotides long. Lineage: Eukaryota; Fungi; Basidiomycota; Exobasidiomycetes; Ceraceosorales; Ceraceosoraceae. The record is from the annotation of a GenBank genome assembly.
UCAUAUCGGGCAAUAUGGAAUGCAGGCAGAUUGUGAUUUGAUCCACCAACAUCAUCUUGUCAGCAGGCGCAUGCGUACGGCGCGCAGUUCUUUCUCGGGUUCCAAAACCUCGAUCAUGGGACGAAGGGUUCUAGCUUCGAACCUUGAACCCCACAUAGCGUCUACGGCUCGAGACCAGCUACGUACAUGAGAACGGAAUGGGUUACAGUAGACAAUCAGAAAGGAUGCUCCUCGUCCAUUCGGUUCGAGCCAGGCGCAUAGGAGGCUCUCUGCUCCUCUUGGACCGCCUCAGAAGCGCUAAGCAUGCAGCAUCUCUGGAUGUUCAUGACUGGAUGCUGUCAGAUCACAGUAGCGCACCAUGCUCCAUCCUUUCCCACCCGCAGCAUGUGCGCGACCGAUGCGUGUCGAACGCAUCCAUAUCCUCGACCCAAACGAUGCACUGCAUCGUCACGCUCUUUGCCAAGCUGUCGCUAGAAAGCGUCAAACACACGUGUGUGUCGACGGGAGAAAUGCUCGCCGCAUGCUCUAUACACUACACUCGAUGCGGUAUCGAUCGAAGCGAGUGCAUCCCUCCCAGAGGGGCAAUCUUGAGCGGAGUGGCACGUUUUCGCAAAGAUCGAAAUACGAUCUGUUCGACCUGUCGUGUCGCUUUGGGUCUGCUAGCGCCUAAUGCUCAGGAGGAUGUUACAUGGACGAGCCUUUGCGCUGCGUGCUACGCGCGCUGGCCGGUUCACUUCAGCGCCAGCAUGUCGAGUUGCUAUGGCACACAGCAGCAUGUUCCGCCAUAGCACAACUCGUACCUUGUCGCGCUCGAGCACAAACGGCCUCCGAAAGGUAUAAGAUGGAGCAUCUCGAGCUCGUCAUUCCCAAUCAAUCUCUCCUCAUCA